This is a messenger RNA of Chrysoperla carnea, 1020 nucleotides long. Its product is annotated as prion-like-(Q/N-rich) domain-bearing protein 25. The transcript is spliced from 7 exons. Lineage: Eukaryota; Metazoa; Arthropoda; Insecta; Neuroptera; Chrysopidae. Bases 244 to 1020 code for a protein of 258 amino acids. The record is from RefSeq and is a predicted model, not a curated record.
CAUCAAAAUUUAUGUUUGAAAUGCGUUCAUCCAUAUGUACCCCCAAUUUCAUCCAAUCAUUCACACACCAAUGAUCGAAAAAUCUAUAUUUGGCAUCAGGGAACCUUAACAGUUGUUUUCGAGGUAUCAUGCAAAUUGGAUUCAGAUUGUUGUCGAAAUGCAUACUGCGCUCGUUCUGAUUUAUCAACUGGUGGUGUUUGUAAAUGUUUAGAUAAUUAUAUUUUACAAACCAAUAAAACUCACAUGGAUUGUUUGUAUACUCCAAAAUAUAUGGGUGAAUCGUGUGAAAAAGAUGUUCAAUGUCAAGUCUCAUUUGGUAACAAUGCUAUCUGUUCUGAAUCUCAUUGUAAAUGUUCACCAAAUACACAUUUUGAGAAUGGUGUAUGCUAUAAAAAUGGAAAAAUUGGUGACCAAUGUGACACAAAUGCCGAUUGUUAUAUUGAAGAUGCACUAACAUUUUGUGUGAAUAGUGUAUGCGUUUGUAAUACAUAUUAUCAUCCAAUUGAUGGUGGAACUAAAUGCGUGAAAUCAAAGCGAUUACAGGAUAAGUGUGAUUCCGAUUCAGAAUGCACAAUUGAAAAUACACGAUGUUUAGGUUCAUGCCGAUGCCAAAUACAUUUUGUGGAAAAUAAACAACGGACAGCAUGUUUAAAAGUUGUGGAUAAUUUCGAUGAUUUUUGUGAAGAAGAUGCACAAUGUUCACAAUUUUUAGAUAAUGGCGCUUGCGUAAAUAAUAAAUGUGGAUGUGCUAAUGGAUAUCAUUUAUAUAGUAAUAAAUGUUGGAAAAAUGUUGAUAUCUUUGAAAUGUGUGAAAGUGAAAAUGAAUGUAUAAUUAAUUCUCGUUUAGAUGGUAUUGUUGAAUGUGUUGAAGAACGAUGUUUUUGUAAAUAUGGUAUACAUCCAAAUCGUACAUGUUUUAAUAAAAAUUAUUUAAAUGACAAAGAUGGUAGUAAUAGUGGCCAAAUAGUAUUUAUCAGCAGAUUUAUUACAGUUAUGUUAUGCAAAUUAUAUACUGAAUAA